Lachancea lanzarotensis is the source of this 909-nucleotide messenger RNA. RefSeq names its product LALA0S04e04852g1_1 (gene PHO85). NCBI's taxonomy places the organism in Eukaryota, Fungi, Ascomycota, Saccharomycetes, Saccharomycetales, Saccharomycetaceae. Gene Ontology annotation, molecular function: cyclin-dependent protein serine/threonine kinase activity; ATP binding. Gene Ontology annotation, cellular component: cytoplasm; nucleus. The coding region runs from base 1 to 909 and encodes 302 amino acids. Gene Ontology annotation, biological process: protein phosphorylation. The transcript has 2 exons. The record is from RefSeq and is a predicted model, not a curated record.
AUGGCAUCUUCGUCUCAAUUCAAACAACUCGAGAAAUUGGGCAACGGUACAUACGCUACCGUUUACAAGGGCCUGAACAAAACGACAGGCGUGUAUGUGGCUCUCAAAGAGGUCAAGCUCGAUUCUGAGGAAGGCACACCCUCGACCGCCGUGCGUGAAAUUUCGCUCAUGAAAGAGCUGAAGCACGAAAACAUCGUUAGACUUUACGACGUGAUUCACACGGAGAACAAGCUGACGUUGGUGUUCGAGUUCAUGGACAACGACCUCAAAAAAUACAUGGAUUCACGUAUAGUGGGCAACACACCUUAUGGGUUCGAAAUGAGUCUUGUGAAAUACUUUGAGUGGCAGCUGUUACAGGGCGUGGCUUUCUGCCACGAAAAUCGGAUUUUGCAUCGUGACUUAAAACCACAAAACCUGCUCAUCAAUAACAAGGGCCAGCUAAAGCUGGGGGAUUUCGGUUUGGCAAGAGCGUUUGGAAUCCCAGUUAACACUUUUUCCAGUGAAGUCGUAACUCUAUGGUAUCGUGCACCCGAUGUUCUCAUGGGGUCCCGCACUUAUUCCACAUCAAUCGACAUCUGGUCGUGUGGGUGCAUUUUGGCAGAAAUGAUCACGGGCAGGCCACUUUUCCCUGGUACAAACGAUGAAGAGCAGUUGAAACUGAUCUUCGAAACUAUGGGUACUCCCUCCGAACGCACCUGGCCAGGAAUCUCCAACCUGCCCAAAUAUAAUGCUCAACAUCCUCAGCACUUGCCCAAAGAUCUGGGUGCGCUUUUGCAAAGCCAAACUCGUGAGAAAAUGGACCUGGCACUGAUCGACCUACUUUACGGCCUCUUGCAACUGAAUCCGGACCGUAGACUAAGUGCCAAGCAAGCUUUAAAUCACCCUUGGUUUGCGGAAUACUACCAAUAG